Messenger RNA from Penicillium alfredii, 1068 nucleotides. RefSeq lists its product as uncharacterized. NCBI's taxonomy places the organism in Eukaryota, Fungi, Ascomycota, Eurotiomycetes, Eurotiales, Aspergillaceae. The transcript has 3 exons. The coding region runs from base 1 to 1068 and encodes 355 amino acids. The record is from RefSeq and is a predicted model, not a curated record.
AUGGCAGACCAGGAUUUCGAGAUCGACCUUGUCGUCGAGAACAGUAUCGCGCGCAUCAAAUUGACCGGAAUCGCCCUUUCGACUGGCUCGCCCAAAGAAGCAGCAGUCGCGGAACAUAGCGAGGUAGUUGAAGAGCAGGCUGCGCCUGAUAUUCCUGGCAUCUUCCAUCCACGGCCCUCGCACUCCAUGCGUCUGCGCUCACAGGCUCGCGAGUCUCCUAUUCCUUCCUCCUCCUCCUCUUCCCUUCCCCUCCCACCUGAUGAGUUUAACCUGUCGGCAAUCCCAGUUUUUGAUUCUGCAGCCGUGCUGUGGGAAUCAGAUGCUAUUGAGGAACGAUACAUGACCGUGUUGAGAAACGGAUUGUCUGAACAUACCACCACUGGGCAUCGCAGAAGCCAUGCAUCCUUCAUGGACCUGUAUGAGCUCCCAGAUAUUCCCGCAGCCCGGGUGUGGGAAGGACGUCGUGCAUCCAACCACUCAUUCACCAUUCUGCGAGACUUCGUGGAUGAAGAAGCAGAGGUGGAAGUAGCCGGUGUUAUCGACCACUUUGUCCCAACAGUCAACGACUUUGAUUUCGAAGAGGACAAGGAAAACGUCUAUACCACCGCAUCGGACUACGAGUCGCCCCCCGAGCCCGAGCUCCCGCCCACUUACAUUGACCAGUCCAUUGUGGAAGCGAUGCAGCAAGAUGCUUUCGGGCUUCCCCAGGAUCUCUCCAUUUUCACGCCCAAUGCUCCCUUCGACCACAUUCACCAUCCGCCCUCCAACGGCUCCACCGGUGCACCGCGCCCCAUUCCCGGGCCUGUUCUCGUUUUUGUUGGGUUGGAGCACCAGCAUGAUCCCGACUUUGAGAACGUGCCCGUGGAUCAGGUCAGUCAGCUGCAGGAUCUGAACGAGACCUACCAGCGCGUACACGAUAGCCGACGGCGCAACGAUCGCCGUUUUGCGAUGCGCCAGGGCGAGACGGUGCAGGGGCCGAAUAACCCGUUCUUGGAUUUUCGGCGUGCUACCGAAUUCCAGCGUCGUCAAAUACGCCGUCGGAACUCUUUGUCUGGAGAUGAAGAGUAG